Molecule: messenger RNA, 756 nt
Organism: Pleurotus ostreatus (oyster mushroom)
Lineage: Eukaryota; Fungi; Basidiomycota; Agaricomycetes; Agaricales; Pleurotaceae
Product: Esterase/lipase/thioesterase
Exons: 11
Coding region: 1-756 (251 amino acids)
Source: RefSeq, a predicted model, not a curated record
AUGUUGCGAUCAGCUCUUGCACUCACCGCGACCGUUCUAGGCGCCAUCACGCUCGUGAACGCUCACGGAUACGUCCAAGAGGUCACUCUUGAUACUACAGUGCAUUCUGGAUACCUCCCGUAUUCUGAUCCGUACUACCCUACUCCUCCUCAACGCAUUGUCCGCAAGAUUCCCGGAAAUGGUCCGGUAGAGGAUGUCUCCUCCAUUGACGUACAAUGUAAUGGAUGGGCUGCCGGCGGCUUCACCACAGCUCCUGCACCGAUCUACGGCACUAUCGAAGCAGGGAAGCAGGUCAAACUUGACUGGACUACCUGGCCCGACUCCCACGUCGGUCCUAUAAUAACAUACAUGGCGAGAGUGCCAUCAGGAGUCGAUAUCACCGAGUGGAGCCCGGGAACAGCUGCUGUAUGGUUCAAGGUUGCGGAGUCCGGGAAGACCGCUGAUGGCAAAUGGGCCGCUACGGACGGGUUGUAUGCAAAUGAUCACAUUUACACUUUCACCGUCCCAGCAAGGCUUCGUCCUGGCCAAUACCUUAUCCGCCACGAGAUCAUUGCCUUGCACGCUGCCUGGAGCUACCCUGGAGCUCAAGUUUACCCAUCUUGCAUCCAAGUUGAAGUAACUGGUAAUGGCAACGAUCUCCCCACGAACUUGGUCUCGUUCCCCGGCGAAUACACACCAACUACUCCCGGACUUGUAUACGACGUUUACACGAAUACCGGCCCAUACCCAAUCCCCGGUCCCGCUGUCUGGUCAUAA